AUGACAAACGAUCAGGCUCCGCCUCACAUCUAUCUGCAGUCCGAGCGCAAUAAUUCAACGGUGACCCCGAACCUAGACAAUUUCAGCUCGUCAUCAAUAGGUGGAGGUAUAAGUGGUCUCGCACUCGGCGUCGCCAAUAGUAACAACCGACAAAGCGGAAUUGACGCCAUGGAGCACGACGGAUACACAGGCCCUGCUGAACGAGCAUACAACACCACAGGUGCCGAGAAUCCUUACGUGCCACCGCCAGUCUACGAGAGCUCGCAGUACGGCUCAAAUAUGGCUCUCGACGCUGCAGCUGCCGCGCCGGGUAGGCUAACGCCAGGCCUGUCUUCAUCGCAUCUAAGUGAUACUUCCCAGAAUCACAGUCCUUAUAAUGGUGUCUCCGACGGCCCAUAUCAAAGACAAUCGCAUUAUAAUUCUGAAACGAUGGAUAUUAUUAACCCAGAUGAGAUUGUUGAUGACGGCGAGGAUGAGUUUACUCCUGGAGGUAAAUCAGUUCAGGCUGGUGCUGCUGUAGCGGGCGGCGCUGCAGCGGGUGGGUUCUUCAGUAAACUCUUCGGCAAAAGCAAUCAGGCCAAUCCAUCCUAUGGACUAGUGCCUGGUGCCGGUUUAGAACGCGGUGGUAUGAGUGAGAAGGCGAAAACAGGAAUGGCCGGACGGAAAAAGCGCGCCUUGAUCGUCGGUGGUGUCUUGGGUUUUAUCAUUCUUGGUGCUAUUGUUGGUGGCGCUGUGGGCGGCACAAUUGGCAACAAGCAUAAUAACAAGGAUGGUGAUACAUCAUCAUCUUCUAGUGGCUCGAGCAGCGACGACGAUGACACAGAUCUAGGCAAAGAUUCUUCCGAGAUCAAGGCCCUGAUGAACAACGACGCUCUUCACAAGGUCUUCCCCGGUAUCGACUAUACACCUUGGGGCGUCCAGUACCCGCUGUGCCUGAAGUAUCCGCCGUCGCAGAAUAACGUUACCCGUGACAUUGCCGUGCUCUCACAAUUGACCAACACCGUCCGUUUGUACGGAACGGAUUGCAACCAAACCGAGAUGACACUGCAUGCGAUUGACCGACUCGGAUUGACCGAUAUGAAACUCUGGCUUGGAGUGUGGAUAGACACUAACACCACCACCACGGAUCGCCAAUUGAAGCAGCUGUACGACAUCAUCGACAAGACAAAUGAUACUUCGAUCUACAAGGGUGUGAUUGUCGGUAACGAGGCGCUAUACCGAGCCGGUUCCACCAAGUCGAGCGCCGAGACCAACUUGAUCAAUUAUAUCAAUGGUGUACGGACUCAGCUUAAGAAGCGCAAUCUCAGUGAUUUGCUCGUUGCUACUUCCGAUCUGGGUGAUAAUUGGAAUGCCAAACUAACUGAUGCCGUCGACGUUGUCAUGUCUAAUGUGCAUCCCUUCUUCGCUGGUGUCAGUGUUGACGUUGCCGCCGGUUGGACCUGGGACUUUUGGCAGUCGCAUGAUGUGAAUUUAACCGAGGGUACGAACAAGAAGCAGGUAAUCUCUGAGGUUGGAUGGCCUAGUGAUGGUGGUAAAGAUUGCGGUGGCAGCUCCGUCUGUGACUCGAGUACUCCAGGCUCCGUUGCGAGCAUCGAAAACCAGAAUAAGUUCAUGGCCGAUUGGAUCUGCCAGGCCUUGGAGAACGGCACCGAUUACUUCUGGUUUGAGGCCUUUGACGAGCCAUGGAAAGUUGAAUUCAACACAGAAGACGAAGCCUGGGAAGACAAAUGGGGUCUAAUGGACCCUGGUCGCGUUCUAAAGAAGGGUCUCACAAUCCCUGACUGUGGCGGCAAGACUGCCACCUAA
Messenger RNA from Penicillium taxi, 1806 nucleotides. RefSeq lists its product as uncharacterized. NCBI's taxonomy places the organism in Eukaryota, Fungi, Ascomycota, Eurotiomycetes, Eurotiales, Aspergillaceae. Gene Ontology annotation, cellular component: fungal-type cell wall; extracellular region; cell surface. Gene Ontology annotation, biological process: carbohydrate metabolic process; cell wall organization. Gene Ontology annotation, molecular function: glucan endo-1,3-beta-D-glucosidase activity; 1,3-beta-glucanosyltransferase activity. The record is from RefSeq and is a predicted model, not a curated record. The transcript is spliced from 2 exons. The coding region runs from base 1 to 1806 and encodes 601 amino acids.